AUGGAUAUGGCAAUUGCGGACAUUGCAUUAUAUUUUUGGGUCACAGCAAAAGUUGCAUUACAGGAAGGUCAACAUAAAAUUUUAAAUAAUGCAAUUCAAAUAGAUCCAAAAUGUGUAAAUACUGGAAAUAAUUCAUUCAGUGAAUUAAAUACUUUUAAUUGUACCCCUGUUUCGACAUUAUGUAAUUUAACAUCUGAUUUCUGCUCACAAGCAAGUAUUAAGUGUCUUAGCAGCCUGUACAAUGUGAAUGGUAACAUAUUAAAUACAUCAAAUAUUUUCAUUCCACCUGAAAAAAUUGCUAGUCUUUACAAUGUUUCAAUUCCCGCUAGUUCAGACCAAUUAGGAAAAUUGGAAUGGUUAAUAAGCGGGCAAUACGACAGUAAUCCUUCAACGAAAUAUAAUAGAGUUCAUGCUAAUACAACUCGUGCUGUAAGCUAUGGAAUUUUUGAAAUGAAUAAAGAAUUAUCGAUUGCACUUAAAGCUGCUUCUUUUAAUAGGAGUAGUAUGUUCUUUGCACAAGAGGCUGAGCGCCAAUUAAUACUGGAAAUUGGUGGUAUGUUAGCAAGUGUUGCAGUAGGUAACGUUGAGCAAAGCCUUGAAAAAGUUUCUCUGGAUGGAUAUAUUGGUAAAUACGAUAAAGAAAUUAAUUCGAAUGGUCAUCGAGUUGUUGUACAAACUGUGAUUGCUGAAAUAAUAACUGGUGCCGACAGAAUAGUCUAUGAUGCUAUAAGAGCCCCUUCCUGCAGAACAUGUUUUAAUAGCAUUGUAUUUCAACACCAAUUGCUCAGUCAAGAUCAAGCUGGUAUAGGACUUAGGGUAUUGUCUCAUCAGCUGAGGACGUUGUAA
This is a messenger RNA of Dentiscutata erythropus, 846 nucleotides long. The record is from the annotation of a GenBank genome assembly. Lineage: Eukaryota; Fungi; Glomeromycota; Glomeromycetes; Diversisporales; Gigasporaceae.